Molecule: messenger RNA, 2366 nt
Organism: Wyeomyia smithii (pitcher-plant mosquito)
Lineage: Eukaryota; Metazoa; Arthropoda; Insecta; Diptera; Culicidae
Product: mucin-2-like
Exons: 3
Coding region: 415-1932 (505 amino acids)
Source: RefSeq, a predicted model, not a curated record
CCUGCUAACCUACCAAGCCCUGUUCGGUGUGUAGCAGAGAAGUCGUGGUAUAAAAACCGUAUAGCAAGAUAAACCGUCUUGUAGUUCUCAUCUGAAUUUUCACCACGCUACCGUCAUCACUGCCAUUGUUGGAAAUUUGGGGGACAUCCAAUAUUAACGUGUAUUAUUUUGCCCUUAGGAAGUGUCGAAUUAAUCAUAUUGUUAAGUUCGCGAGACCCGCCCCGAUUAUUAGUGAAGUGGAUCGGAAAGUGACCUCCACAAGAACGUGGGAAAAACUGGACAGAUUGGAAACAUAAACUUUAAAGUGUAUUCAUUUAAGAUCGCGUGUUUGCGGAACUCGCAAGUGCAGCAGUAUCAAUCGUCACUGAUUACCUCACAAGGAUAUUCGAAAGCCUACAGUGCAUCGACUAUAAAAUGAGUUUCUUCCUCCUGGUGGUUACGACUCUGCUGGCAGCAUGUCGAGCGGACAUUCCAUUGUUGGAAUUUGGGUUGGACAGUAAUGGACAAAACGCACCUAAUUAUUUAAAACAAAGUGAACCGCAAAACGUGUUUGAUGGAUACUCGAGAAAUAAACCAAUCGUUCCGUUUCCAUCGCCAUCUGAGCGAUGCGUUGGGGGACCAGAUGUAUGUGGUUAUAAAUAUGAUAAGCCUGCAUGCCCUUGGGAACCAGCACAAACCGUAGAGGUAACACGAUAUUCCACACAAGUACAGCAGAUAACGCAAACCGUCUCAUUCUGUGGAGCAACGAAUUCCUACCUGCCUCCAGAAACAACAGCUACAGCCUAUUUGCCUCCAAAUACCGUUACCAUUACUUCACGGGGAAUACCGAUCACAUCGUAUCGUACAAUAACACCAACGACAACUAUUGUCUCCAGUCAAACUCCAUUCAUUACAAUUACUCGCUCCAUCACUCCAACCUACACGAGUCUUAUCACUGCCAACAGUGUUUCUAUUACCAGAACAAUCACCCCAACAUCAACGUUCCUAAGUUACGAGCCGUCCGUUUCCAUAACAAGAACCAUCACACCUACCUUUACCAAUCUGAUAUAUGCUGAUUCCGAGACGAUAACUCGAACCGUCACUCCGACCUCAACCAAUGUCUACUAUGAACCCUCCGUAACCGUUAAUCGUACGGUGACUCCAACCUACACCAAUGUGUUCUACGCCGCUUCGGAAACUGUCAACAGAACGUUUGUCCCAACCAGUACAAACGUUUUUUACGAGAGAGCUCUAACAGUGAACCGAACAGUAACUCCGACCUCUACGAAUCUUUUCUACGCCUCUUCCGUUUAUGUCAACCGUACCGUAACGCCAACUUCGACACGACUCACCUAUCUGGAUUCGGUCACUGUCAACAGAACAGUAACACCAACUUUCACUUAUGUGCACACGUGGUCUUCUACCAAUACUCAAACCAGAACGAUUACGCCCACAUAUGUUGUGCAAAAAACGGCUGAGGAACGAACCGUUACAAGGACCAUCACCCCAACAUAUGUCGUUCAGACUUCUGUCCCGACGACCACCGUCACUCGCACCCUAACACCCACCUACGUUAUCACUACUACAGCUGCAUCCACCAACACCCUCUAUCGAACAUUCACACCGCAGGCAACAAGAACCACUACCGUAACGGCUCCGGUGCAGACUAUAACCUUGCGCGACAGCAGGACUGUAACUGUAACGCCAACUCGCACCAUUAUUCCGACCGUUUACUCCACCGUCACGAAGCAGGCGGUCUGCACACCGGCUAACACCUAUCUACCGGAUAUAGGUGCGUCCGUUUCGAUUCGCACGCAAACCGUCACCCAGAGACUCACGGAAACGGUCAUCUCAUGCACUCCAACAAAUGCUUAUCUGCCAGCAACAGCGGGAUACUACAAACGGUCGCCUCUUUCUUCCAAUAUUCUCCCGCCGGAAUAUAAUCUCGUCUAAGCUGGAACGUGACCACGGCUGCAAGACCUGUAAUUAUUUGGGGUGAGAACCCAUGAAUUUACCGAAAACUAAAACUUUGACCGAAAGUUGGUGACCAUCCAGUUGAUAAUGAAUUUCUUUUUAAGGUUUUCAAAUGUACACAAAAUACUCAACAUUUUGCCGUUUAUACAAAGUUUAACGCUGUGUUAGCAUUAAAUCGUAAUAGAUACGAUAGUCGUUGUAGAGUAAGUAAUUAGGAAUCGCAGAGAAGAAUUUACUUGCCCACACAAUAGAAAACGUAUAAAAAAACUUCAGCAGCAAAUUGAUGAUCGAUACCAGAGCGUACGUAGUUUUUAGUUUCAAGAUGUUUAUCAUGUGAAAAUUCUCCUUUCAUGUAACAGACGUGUUCAAAUACCGGAAUUCGAAAAAGAAUUCAAAGUUGUGUAUAAUUGCAA